Xenia sp. Carnegie-2017 is the source of this 1748-nucleotide messenger RNA. Its product is annotated as probable ATP-dependent RNA helicase ddx56. The record is from RefSeq and is a predicted model, not a curated record. Bases 915 to 1505 code for a protein of 196 amino acids. Lineage: Eukaryota; Metazoa; Cnidaria; Anthozoa; Malacalcyonacea; Xeniidae. The transcript has 7 exons.
GCAGCGACUGGUGUGUCUGCGGACGACAUGGAGAAUUUGGAAAAACAAGCUCGAGCAAUGGCUGAACAAGCGAAAAAGAAUCAAGUGAAGCCGAAACGUGAUGUUCUUUUUGUCAAGUAAUUAAUGGAUCGCGGCUUAUUGCUUUAGCAAGCGAAGCAACUGAUGAGGACAAUUUAGAAGCAAGAAUAGCGAAUCCUGAAGAGAUCUCAAUUGAUGAAGACGAUGAAGACGAAGAUGCAAAGAUUGAAGAAGUUCAACUUGAACAACAAAUGGUGCCUUCAAAGGUUUUUGGAAGCCUUAUAAAAGACGACUAGAUUUCGUUGAUGGAUAAUAAGUUGUACAGUCAUGAAACAUUCUUGCUUUGGUUGCGUCUUUGGAGCUUAACUUCAUCGUUGUUUGAAAAGUUUGUUUUUCGUCAUGUAUCACUUUUUGAAGGAGGAAACUUCAGCACAGUGAAGACAUUCAAAUGAGUCAGAAUGCUUUUGUAUGAUUUUGCAUUUACAUAAACCCUCGACAUUCGCUUCCGUAUUGGUGGAUAUCCAAUAACAGAUAAGGUACUUUUGGACCAAUCAAGGUAUAGUGCCAGUCUACCAAAUUUUUCUCGCGCCAAGCAAUAAAUAUGUUGUGACGCAGAAUAUGAAAUUAUAUUAUUCUGUAUUACCAUUCGAGUUACAAGGUGAUGAGACCAAUUCAUUUAAAAAUGAACAGCUUUAGAGUUUAUUACAAUGAAAGCACUUCAUUUGAAUCAAUUCUGUUUACAAAUUUUGCAAGAUUAAAUCAAGAAAAUGUGAUAACAAAAACGUACGUGUACAACAAAUGAAUUAUUGCAUACGAAAGCUAUAAGUAGAAACAAAAAGUUUUUAACAGAAGGAAAAAGACGUUAUUGUUUGGGAAACGUGAUAGAAUUGUCGUCAAUGAAAUGUGUAUUGAGCGGUAAAGAUUGGGUUUUUGUUUGUGUGCAUGAUUUAUCUAGAAAUGUUUCAAGCUGUGACUUUUGUUGCCCGCAUAACUGCUUCACGUUUCUUUCAAAAUACAUAUGUAAUAUUCUCUCGUGGCAGCUCUCUAUAAAAAGAGGCCAAAAGCUGUCUUCAAUCAUCAUUCAUCAUCCUGCUGUUGGAACCAGAAGAAAACAAGAAAAAGUUAAUAUGAAAAUAACCUAUCUUGUCAUUGCUCUUGGAUUGCUUUGCACUUUUGCUUACGCUCAAGCGAAACAUGAAGAUGGGGUUAUGAAAGAAUACGAUGAAGAAACCGCCCCAGUGGAAACUGUCAAGGAAGAAUUUGUAGAAAAUGAUGAUGAAAAUCCAGAAGAAGAAAGUGAUGAUGAAACUGACCCCGAACAUGACUUAGAACAAAGUGAUGAUCGUGAACUCACAGAGAACAAUAGUGAUGUGAAAGCUGAUCCAAGUGUAGAAAAACGCUCGACUCUCUUUCGUUGUCGUCGUAUUUGGCGUCCACGUCGUCGUAUUUGGCGUCGCCGUCAUCGUCGUUGGGGCAUCGCUGUGUAGAAAAACGCUCGCAUUUUUGGCGGCGUCGCCAUUAUUAUUAUAGACUUCGUCAUAUUAUUUGGCAUCGUCGUCGUAGUUUGACUCGCCGUCGUCAUGUUUGGGGCUAAUAUGGCAAAAACCCGUAAGGAUCCUGUGGAAUGUGUAGCAAUUAAUAAGAAACAUUCAUUUGCUUCUAGACGUACUUUAAAUUGGCAUUGUUGUAUGAUUUGUCUGUAGAAAAUAGAUGUUUGCAUUGAUUAUUGA